UUCUCUCUCCAUAAUCUAACACCUUCCUUUCAUUUUACAAGUAGAACAUAUGGCUGUUUCUAAGCCUGAUUCUCAAAAGGGGAAAUACAGAACAAUUUUGAGCAUUGAUGGAGGUGGCAUUAGAGGCAUUAUUCCCGGAGUUAUCCUACAAUUUCUCGAGAUUGUGCUUCAGAAAUUGGAUGGAGAAGAUGCAAGAAUAGCAGAUUACUUUGAUGUAAUUGCUGGUACAAGUACCGGUGGUUUGGUUGCCACGAUGCUUACAGCUCCAGACAAGAACAAUCAUAAUCGACCUUUGUAUGCAGCGAAAGAAAUUGUCCCCUUCUAUAAAGAGCAUGCAUCAGAAAUCUUUCCUCAGUCAAAGUUGCCAUUUAAGUUUUUAAGAUCAACAACGAAUUUUUUAUGGAAAUUUUGGGGCCCAAGGUACAACAGAGACGACAUGGAGAAUGUGUUAAAGAAGAAAAAGCUUGAAGAUAUAACACUCAAGGAAACUAUUACACAAGUUAUAAUUCCUACAUACGACAUUAACGGUCUUUUCCCUCGUAUUUUCACUACUGCCGAGGCUAAAAUGGACGAGUUAAAAAAUCCAACAUUGCUUGAAGUUUGCAUGAGCACCUCUGCAGCACCAACUUACUUACCUUGUCAUGAAUUGAAAAAUUAUGGAGAUAGUCGUAAUUUGCAUUUGAUUGAUGGUGGAGUUGCUGCGAAUAAUCCCACAUUAACUGCAAUUCUGAAUGAGAAAAGAGAGAUGAUCAUCCGGAGACAAUUCAAAACUGAGAAGAAUAAGGAAGAAGAAUCAAAGAUGUUGAUCCUUUCUUUAGGGACUGGUUCAUUUAAAAAUGUUGGGAAGUAUGAUGCAGCUGAUGUUUCCAAAUGGGGACUUUUUGAUUGGAUCCAUAAAAAUAAAACUUCACCUAUCAUUGAUAUUUUCAGUGAUGCAAGUGCUGAUAUGGUGGAUAUUCAUGUUGGCACUAUGUUUCAAUAUGAUCAUAAUCUUCAUAAAAAUAGACCUGAUAAAAAGAACUAUCGUCGUAAAAAGAACUAUCUUCGUAUUCAGGCUCAGAAUUUGACUGGCGAAUUACGUUCUGUGGAUAUUGCAACGGAAAAGAAUUUAACCGACCUGGAAACUGUGGGAGAGGAGUUGCUGGAUAAAAGAGUGUCCAGGAUAAAUUUGAAAACGGGAGAGUUUGAGGAAGUUGAGAAAGAAACUAAAGGAAAAGCCCUUUCUGUGAAGUUUGAGGGACUUCUUGUUAAGAAAGGAACCAACAGACAUGCCCUUAUUAAAUUUGCUAAACUUUUGUCUAAGGAGAGGAAGCUACGACAAUCGAGUUGAAUAAUGAGGAACCCAAUUCCAAUUUCAAAUAUGCUUUUUUCUAUUUGCAUCAUUUUCUGUUUUAUUUAAUUUCAUGUACUUAUGAGUGUGUGUGUAUAAUCCUUUAAUUUCUAUUUUUAGUACAAUAAAUUAUUGUAAAAGUAGUCUUUAUAAGACUAUAUUUUAUGAUGUAUCCUUUUUUAUUUCAAUAAAUUAUAAGUAUGUCAUUUUCCUUCUACACCGUCAA
Molecule: messenger RNA, 1556 nt
Organism: Cucumis sativus (cucumber)
Lineage: Eukaryota; Viridiplantae; Streptophyta; Magnoliopsida; Cucurbitales; Cucurbitaceae
Product: patatin-like protein 2
Exons: 6
Coding region: 50-1330 (426 amino acids)
Biological process (GO): lipid metabolic process
Molecular function (GO): glycerophospholipase activity; monoacylglycerol lipase activity
Source: RefSeq, a predicted model, not a curated record